CUGCCUACCAAUCAUCUCCACUCCCCUCCCCGCGACGCCGCCAUGUCGAAGUCUGGCCAGCAGUCGCAGCUGCCCAUAUCACUCAGACGUCCCUCGGAUGGCGCAGGCGAGGCACAGGAGGCAAGUCCUCGUAGGGCGUCUAGUACUUUGCCUGGUCUCAGCUCUACUGCUUCCUCGAUCCGGGCAGCCAGAAAGGGCGCCGGGGCAUCCUCUUCCAAGAGUCGCCUCGCCCAGCCCGGCUGGACUACCAUAGAGGAUGAGGGAGACUUCGAAGAAGGGCCAGGAGAUACGCAGAGACAGCUCGAUGAACUUCGGGGCGGUAUCUUGAUGCCUGGUAUGGGCGCCAGAGGGGCUCCCGCCAAGCCUCCCACAGGUGCCGCAAGUAGCGCUACCUCUGCCGUUCCGGAGGGAUCUGCUCCAGGUCAGAGCAGCGCCAAUGCAAGCAGCUCCGCCAGCAGAAAUAGGAUACCAACCACGCUCAAGAGCGCUCUCAAGAAGCCUGCCCCAUUGAUCCGCAGAGCAACUGGAAGUACGAAUGCCCCGCAAGCCGGAUCUGCCUCGGGAGGAGCUGGUCAGGCAGCAGCUGGCAGCGGAGGAGAUGCCGCUGCGCGAGCAAAAUCUGCCGCUGCUCAGAACCGCUUCAAAGGUACCCCUCCCCGAGCCAUCCGCUACUCACUGCCUGUGAGAACGGAGAAGCCCGUCCGAACCACCAAGAUAUCUGGCAAGCAUAUCGUAUUGCCUAGUGAGAGUCAGCUGGCUCCCCUACCCGGACAGGAAGAAGACGACGAUGACGAUGACGACGAUGACGACGAUGAAAGCAGUAGCUCUAGCGACGCCGAUGAAGCCGACGAUGAAGACCUCUCCCGGGCUAAUCUAGACGAGGAAGAAGCUGAAAGGCAGAAACAAUUGCGCAAAGACCAACGAGAAGCCGCUGCCAAAGCUCAGGAGGAGCGACGGCAAAGAAAAGCAGAUGAGAAGGCAGCCCGCAAGCCCGAUACGGCUGCUGGGCACGCCUCUCGAAAGACACCCACAGCAGGUGUGCCUGGUGGACUCUCGCCAGCAUUUACGAGGGGACCAGCCCACGCUAGGGCACCACCUCGCAUCCCGAAAGCGUCUGGACCCGCAUACCAUACUUUCGAGAGGCUGGCGCCCUCUUCUCGCGUGAGGACUCCUCUCCCUCGCCUUACAUCGUACGCUAUCGGGACGGACCUCCACAUUCCGACCCUCAACGGCUUCCUGCGUCGUGAGCACAGCGUACGUCCUCGCCUCUACGACGAAUGUGCUUACGUCGUCUAUUUCAAGCCUCUCUUGCCAGGUUUCGGUCGGGCCAACAUUCGAAGUAGCCCAGAGGCCAAAGUUGGUAGUCCAGGUGCAGAAAGCCGACGCGAGCGAGAGAUGGAAGAACGCGAAGAACGUGGUUACGUAGGGUCUUACUUUGCGCCCAGCAAGGACGACAAUGAGGAGUCGAUGGACCCGGAAGGAUACAUCCAGGGCUUUGAAGGCUCUGGCAGUGGAGAGGGAGAGCAGAGGAGGGGCGGCAGCAACAACAAUAAUCGGCAGGAGCAACGGCGUGAAAGGCAGGACUAUGGGGGAGAGACCACUGAAAACGAGACCGAGACCGAAGCUGAGCGCGGUGGCAGCCACGAUCUGGACUUAGUAUCCAGCCCCGAGGGAGCUAGUCACGUCAGGCCGGGGAACAUGACCAUUGAAGAUUCAGAGCCAGACGAGCUCGAUUCGAUGCCUACGCCUCGAGCUCUAAAGCCCCGCGACAACGAGGUUCCUGGGGAUGACAUUGACGCGCUGGAGCAGCUCGACGAUGUCAUUCGAGAAGAGAGUACCUCAAGUCCUAUAGAAGGUGAAGCACUUCCCGCUGAUGCGGCCGGAGCUCUCGAUAUGCUCACCUAUCAGCAAACCGAGAGUCCUUCUCAGAAGGGCCUUGACCCAACAAGUGAGACCGAUGAGGUGGCUCUGAAUGCACUGGAAGGCGGUGAUGAGGUCUCUAAGCCAGAUCGCAGGAAUUCCUCCCCGACACGCAUUGCCGACGGCGUAGGCCAUGCCUCCAGCGAUAGCGCACCCUAUCAAGUCUCGACUGAUGACCAGCCCCAGCCGUCUGCACCCCAGCAACGUCGACGUCGCAACAAGACAAAAUCCCGCAAAUACUCUGGCCCCAAUCAGUCUUCUCACAAUCACGACAUCACGCAGAACAUGCUUGCCCCUCGUAAUAUCCUCGAGGCUCUGCAGGUAGCUGAGCUGGUCAUUUUGCCGUAUGGCGUCAUCGUCUUCUACAACUUCACCGCCAGCGAGGAGCGCGACAUCAUUGACGAUGUCAUUUCCUCUGGCUGCGUACGAGGUCCUCUUCCUCAGGACGAUGUCGAACAGGAGGCCUUCCACUUUUGCUACGAUCCCACGGUUCCCGCCCCACGAAUCUUCAACGACUUUUUCACCUUCCGCGCACCCAAUCAUCUCCUUAAGCUUUCCCUUGCUCAUGCUAUCGCACAGAGUACCAAGCUGUCGGUGUUUGAAGAGUCGAUGCAGAAGACGCUCGAGCUCACUUCACACAUCCCCAAAGAGCUCGCCUCCUCUGGCGAACUCAAGCUCAAGCGAAGAGAAGCCCUGAGAUUGACGGGUAGAUUAUUCAAGCUGCGUGUGGAUGUGAACCUUACCUCGAAUGUGUUGGAUACUCCAGAACUCUUCUGGUCCGAAGCAACCCUCCAGGCUCUCUACGAUGCGAUUCGCGAGUAUCUCGAAAUCGACCAGAGGGUAGGCAAUCUCAACGAUCGACUCAAAGUCGCCAAUGAUUUGCUGGAGAUCAUUCAUGGACAUGUCGCCGAAGAGGCCAUGAGCAAGAUCACAGUGGUCAUCAUUGCGCUCAUCGUAGUGGCAUGCAUUGUGGCCUGCGGUGAAAUUUCAGCAAGGCUGAUCCUGCAUGCUCGCAGUCGCUCAAACGAGGAGCAAGUGAUGAUGGCAUACAUGGCCAAACUGGCCAUUGCUGGAGGUGAAGGAAGCAGUCGCUUCUUCGACAGCGCGGGACAACUCGCACUUGGUGCCUGAGGGCGUCACUCUGUUCAGCUCAUACUACUUGAACAUUCUUUACUUUGUACAAUUUGAUUCCUCUCCUCGAAUGUUACGCAUCUUUGUUCGUCCUCU
Molecule: messenger RNA, 3147 nt
Organism: Microstroma glucosiphilum
Lineage: Eukaryota; Fungi; Basidiomycota; Exobasidiomycetes; Microstromatales; Microstromataceae
Product: DUF155-domain-containing protein
Exons: 1
Coding region: 328-3051 (907 amino acids)
Source: RefSeq, a predicted model, not a curated record